Lolium perenne is the source of this 756-nucleotide messenger RNA. Lineage: Eukaryota; Viridiplantae; Streptophyta; Magnoliopsida; Poales; Poaceae. The record is from RefSeq and is a predicted model, not a curated record.
AUGAGGGAGACCCACUACGCCGCCGGCCUGAGAACCACUGGCACAAGCACCUCCCAUGCGGCGACGACGCCACACCACGUAGGACCACCAACCUCACCGCCGGCAGGAGCCGAAGCCCGCCGCAACGAGCAACCGACAACAACCUGCAGAUCACCACCCGCAGAGGAAGAAGCAGGGGAGAGGGGCCGCCACCCCGCUCACCCUCGCCGGACAGCAGCCGUGAGCCGCCGUCGACGCUGCCACAUCUGGGAGGAGCCGGAGCUCCGCCCGCCGCCGCGCUGCUUCGAACCACCGGGGGUGCAGAUGGGGCGCCGAGCCAGGCCGCCGACCGACGACCCGGAGCAAGCCCGGGCAGGCCCGCAGGAGCCCAUCCGGGCCCGGAGACGCGCCGCCAAGCCCCACCGCACCCCGCUGCACCACCUCCCGCCCCGACCUCGACCUGACCACGGACCACCGGCCGCCCGCAGCCCCGCCGGCGCCCAGCCGCCGGCCCACCGCGCCCGCCGCACAUCGCCGCGCCCGGGCGAGCUCCUCCUCGCCAGGGGACGCGGGAGGGGGAGAGAAUGCCACGCCGCCACCUUCCCAGGGGGCGCGCGCGGCUUUGCCGGGCCUCCUCCGGCGGCGGCGAAGCGAGGGAGAGGGGAGGAGGGGCGAGAGGUGGCGGCGGCAGGGUUCAGGGCGGCGCGGGGGGAGAGACGCGGGGAUACAGCUGGGUGGAUGGCAACGCUCCCGUCGACAGCGAGGCGCUUGUGGUGA